AAGUUUCUCGUGGAUUGAGGACAUGAGUGCGGUGCACUGAAAUAUGACUGAAGCAGAAUGGAAGUAUUUAAAUGAGCCUAGCUGUAGCAUUAUUUAUGUAAAUAGACUAGUCAGUGUCAGAUUCUGAAUGGCUCGCUAAUAAGGGAUUACUUUGCGUGCGAGUCAGCGGAGGUUGAUUAAAGAGGGAUGGGCUGUGAUGUGUUCAAGAUGGCGGCGCCCUGUGGAGUGUAGAGACUCUAACAGUGGUGCCUGGAGACUGUAUUGGCCGGAGGCCCAGGGAGCCCUCCAGGCAGGACGCUGUGAGAGAGACGACUGGGACACCCCCUGCCCUCCAGGCCUUGACGGAGACUGUCUGCCACCACCUCACCCUCCGCUGUCAACAUGGCCAGAGAGCAGCCCAACGUUGGGGACCUCCUCCCUCUCCUGGAGUCCUCUGACAUACGCCAACUGGAGGAGAUCAAAGGCCUUAUCAAUGAGCACCUCAGCACUGAGCGGGGGUCAAUGCUGCUGAAUGGACUGGUGGACUACUUCUUGGAGACUAACUCGGCCCAGGCCAUGCAUAUCCUCUCGUCAGUCAGAGAGCCACAUGAUAAGCACCUGCUGGACAAGAUGAACGAGUGUAUGACCAAACAGGCCUGCCGGCUGCCCACCCUCACUCUGCUUGGCCACGUAGUCCGCAAGCAGCCGUCCUGGAUCCAUAAGAUCGCCCGCUACCCGCUGCUGCUCUCGCUGCUCAAAUGCCUCAAGACGGAUUCAGACGUUGUGGUCCUCAUAACUGGAGUCCUGGUGUUGAUCACUCUGCUACCCAUGAUCCCCCAGGCUGGCAAACAACACCUGUAUGAGUUCUUUGACAUCUUUGGACGCCUGGCUUCCUGGAACCUGAAGAACCCAGGCCACGUCUCCGAGGUAUACCUCAUCCACCUGCACGCCAGCGUCUACUCGCUCUUCCACCGCCUCUACGGCAUGUACCCCUGCAACUUUGUGUCCUACCUGCGCUCCCACUACAGCAUGAAGGAGAACAUGGACACCUUUGAGGAAGUGGUGAAGCCAAUGCUGGAACACGUCCGUAUACACCCGGAACUAGUGACUGGAACUAAGGACCAUGAGCUUGAUCCCACCAGAUGGAAGAGAUUUGAGAUCCAUGACAUCGUCAUUGAAUGCGCCAAAGUGUCUCUGGACCCCAAGGAAGCGUCGUGUGAGGAGGGCUAUGCGACCAUGCCCGAGAACCUCUACCCCCAGAUGCAGCUUUGUCCACAAGACUCAGCCUCUAGCCCCUACACAGACUUCCACAGCAGCUUCGGAAGCUCCUCUUUGACCCCCUUAUCUGCCCCACGCCAGCCCCAACCACCACCCCUGUCCCUGCCCCCUCUGUCAGGGACUCAGUCCUCCUAUCGCAGCCCCCAGACCUCCAGACGUCAGAACUCUAGCUGUGAACUCAACUCGACCUGUGGGGGCAAAGAACUGUGGAGCCCCUCCUCCCAGUGUGGAAUGGCCACACCCCCUUCCUCCAGGGGCAUGUCACCUAACCCAGAGCUCUCCCAUAGUGCCUCUUACCUCUCAGGCCACCGCGUCCACAGCACAUCAGGAGGGAAAGGAACACCUGCCUCAAGUACUCCUGCCACCACCUCCCCGCCCCCCACCCUCUCUGAUGAGUUCCCCACCAUCCCCCUGACAUCCAACACCGCUAGUCCACCACGGAAGCAUGGCUGCCCUGUAGAAGCAUCCAAACCUAGCCUGGUGAGGCAAGAACCAAUCCGAGAUCCUGAGAAAGAUGAAGAGGUCAUCAACAACAGAGAUGCAAGUGAUGGUGGGACCAUUUCCAUGACGCUGACAGAACUUUCAGUCUUUAUGCAGGAGCAGGAGCUGGAGCUUCAGCUGAGGACAGAGAAGGAGAGGGAAGAAGCUGCCAUCACAGAGGAGCUCCUGGAGAUCACAGAGGACAAGCGAGACUUGGCUGCCCUGAGGGGCUUUGACUCCCCCUUCUACCGCACCACUGAGACCCUGACAGGUACCCAGGAGAAGGCCCUGCCCAACCACCCACUGGGUGGCCUCAUGCUACCCCGGGACCCCCACCAUGCGGUGUCCACCCCAGACAAGGCACUGGAGAAUGCCCAGGGCGCUAAUGGUGGUGGGGACAAUAGUAGGGGCUCGGCCCUAGAGCAGUCCUGGUCUUUCCAACCCAUGUGUCCCUUCAGCCCCAUCGAACACCCACUCCACCGGAGCCCCUCUGCCCCGGAGUAUGAGAUGGCCAAGUUCGGUGGCCUGUUCUCCCCCAGCCCCUCCAUCAAGAACCACUCCCUGCCCUAUGAGGUCCUGUUUGAUCUGGCUCUGCCCCGGGCUGCAUCCCUCUUCGUGGGGAGGAGGACAUCAGAGGCCCUGGGCAGGGCUGCUCUCGAGAGGCUGUGCCAGAGGCAGGAGGGGCUGGAGGACAGGGAGGAGGGUCAGGGGAGGGUGUCGGCUUCCCCCCUGGAGGUGCUGGAUCGUCUCGUUCAGCAGGGAAGCGACGCCCACGACAAGGUGCUCAACAGAUUACCUUUGCCAAGCAAGUCAGCUGACUGGACGCAUUUUGGAGGCACGGCGCCGCUGGACGAGCUGCACACGUUGCGUAGCCAGCUGCUCCUGCUGCACAGCCAGCUGCUGUACGAACGCUACAAGCGAGAGCAGCACGCCGUCCGCAACCGACGCCUACUGCGACGCGUCAUCAACGCCACCGCACUGGAGGAACAGAACAACGCCAUGAAGGACCAGCUGAACCUCCAGAGUGUGGACAUCAUGUCUCUGAAGGAGAGUCUGCAGGUGGAGCAGCAGCGCUGCAGACAGCUGUGGGACGACCGAGAGACCGUGGUCACCAGACUACACAGCCAGGUCCGCCAGCUACAACAGGGCCGGGACGACUACUACACCAAGAACCAGGAACUACAGAGUCAGUUGAAUGAGUAUCAGAAGAAGAUGAAUGAGCUGGAGGCAGAUCUGCAGAGGUCCAACAACAAGGUGUGUCACACGGGGCACCUUCUCAACCAGAUGACUACCAAGCUGAGCACCAGUGAGCGCACCCAGCAGCAGAUGAGCUUCCUGAACAAGCAGCUGCUGCUCCUGGGGGAGGCCCACAAGCUGGCUGAACAGCGGCAGCAGCACACAGGCUCAGACAAUGCCAUGGAGGCCCAGAUGGUGCAGGUGUCCUGGGGGAAGGAGGUGGAGAGGCUGAGGCAGAGCCUGCUGCAGCAGGGCCAGAAGCUGGAGGCAGCGCAGCAGCGGGUGGGCGAGCUGGAGACACAGCUCACCAAGAAGGAACACCUCAUCGUGGAGCAGAAGAAAUUUCUGGAGGACGUCAAGGGCCGGGCCAAGGGCGAGCUGCAGGCGUCAGACAGCAGGUACCAGGCCCAGAGGAGAGUGACCCAGCUCCUGCAGACGGAGCUGCUGCAGCUCUACAGUAGACUGGAAAUGGAGGGUCAUGCCACCCUGACCACACCCUCCGCAGGGGGCAGCAGUACCGAUCCUGGCCCUCCUAUAGACUCUAGUAUCAUGGAGCCAGAUGGACCCGUCACAUCAGGAACCAAUGAGUGGUCAGAUAACGGCAGACCACCUCAGUCCCCACGACGCAACGGCAGCACUUUAUCUCCAGGGCAACCUAUGGCGAACAACCCCCCUAAGAAGCUCCCUGUCAACUCGGUCAACGGCACCCAGGAAGUCCCCAAGCCUCUCCUUGUGGAGCCUUCCUGUACCCAUGCCCCCCCACUGCCCCCCGACGCCACCCCCCUUACUGUUGGCUCCUACCCCAGCGCCAAGAGCUUCCUGGGCAUGCGGGCGCGAGAGCUGUUCCGGAACAAGAGCGAGAGCCAGUGUGACGAGGAGCCGCCACCCCCCCCGCCUGGCCGGCCUUUCACAGGGCCUGAAGACUGAGCUGUGUGUGGAGCCCUCAUUUCCUCCACUGGGGAAUUCUCUGACGUGUCCUGUCUCUAACCCUGUCCUUAACCUUACCUUUUCCCCUGCCCUUGCCUCUAUACUGGGUGCCCCUCUCACUGUGCCCGUGAAGGAGCA
Oncorhynchus mykiss (rainbow trout) is the source of this 4038-nucleotide messenger RNA. RefSeq names its product hamartin. The record is from RefSeq and is a predicted model, not a curated record. Lineage: Eukaryota; Metazoa; Chordata; Actinopteri; Salmoniformes; Salmonidae. Gene Ontology annotation, biological process: regulation of cell cycle; negative regulation of TOR signaling; negative regulation of cell population proliferation. Gene Ontology annotation, cellular component: TSC1-TSC2 complex.